Meira miltonrushii is the source of this 738-nucleotide messenger RNA. RefSeq lists its product as uncharacterized. Bases 1 to 738 code for a protein of 245 amino acids. The transcript has a single exon. NCBI's taxonomy places the organism in Eukaryota, Fungi, Basidiomycota, Exobasidiomycetes, Exobasidiales, Brachybasidiaceae. The record is from RefSeq and is a predicted model, not a curated record.
AUGAUGAUCAUCUGGGUAACUUGGAUUCUUCUACACUUUGUAUCAUUUUGCACAGUGGCACAAGCAGUUAGCACUUUAGCAUCGCAUUCAGGCUCAUCAGAAUCUAACGAUAUCACUGGCAUUCAUUCGUCUGAGGACAGGAUCAACGUGGUCCAACCAGAAAGAGUAGAAAUGGAUAAGGAACGGUUGAGAAGGUUCAAAAGGAUGAUCUACCAACGAAAUUACAGAAAAAAGUAUCCCGAGCGAGUCAAAGCAAGCAACGCAAAAUUUCAAGAUAAACGCAACAAUGAUCCGAUCAGAAGAGAACAUAGAAGAUUGUACAAAGCAGAAUACGCCAAGAAACAUCGAAGACCAUGGCCAAAAGAAAGAGCACAGGAAAAGACAGAACAACAGCUGGCUAAUCAGACGAAUUCAGAAGCUGUACUGCCGAGAGGAAAGCGCAAGAGGAUUGAUUCUGAGGAUGAAUCUAAAGCACAAACUACUAGAGUCCGUACUUAUGGACGACCUCCAAUGUCAAGUGCAUUUUUGAAUCACCGGGCAAGUGAGACCGGUAACCACAUUGAAACAGAGCGGGCAGCUGUUCGAUCUGGUCAUUCCCUACAGUCGAAAAGUCCACCAAAUUUGGAGAGAACAGUUCCAGAAACACACAAGUUCAACUUACCGAAUGCUAGAGAGCGAUUCAGACUUCCUCCGCGUAAAGGCAAAAAAGUAGAUCUUCACAGUGAUCAGUCUAGCUAG